GGCGCCGCGACGGGCGGUGCGGUCUGUGGCCGGCCCUCUUGAGCGUGGAGAAUCAUCGCGGUUUCCCGACCUGGACGGCCCGCCGAUGAUGUCGGGAGGACUGCCUGCUGGCACCAUGUCGUCGCACGUGCAAGACCAGUUCCCUGGACAGAACCCGCAGCAGUUCGCGACACCCUUUGUGCCUCACGCUCCUGUGCACACUGCGUCGUUCGGAGAGGCUGCGGAGUACUACGGCGACCAAGGCCAGUCUGUCCAGCACCAGCCGGGCGUGCGAAUAGAGCGCCCUUCGGUCAUUAUACCGCAAGAUCAGCAGCACCUGAUCACAGGCUCAUCUCAGGCGAACCCGGUCGCCGACACUGGAGCGGGCGCAGCUGCCGAAUUCUACAGCAUGGCAAGCGCCGAACCACAGCAACCCUCGAAGCCGCCGCGGCCCUCGUCUAUGCCUGGCGCCUUCACUGAUGACGAGCCUUUACCUGCGAAGCCCCCGAGACCUUCAUCCAGACCCGACAAGCCAGGCAAACUGAGCUCUGCUGCUGCCAUGGCUGGUGCCGCUGGUGUGGGAUAUGCCUUUGGCCACGAGUCCUCUCAAACUCACUCUCAACAAGCCACAACCUACACGAACGGCAUCUCGGGUGAUGCUGCUUCCAUAUACUACCAAGGCGAGAAUCCGUCGACGGCAGCAACAGACGGCAGCCAUAACUAUAAUGGGACCAGCAGCUACGUUCCCACAUACAACGAAGCCAUGGAAGGCAUGCCCCCACCGAAGCCUCCCAGGCCUGGCAAACCCGAGAAGCAGCCGUCCGGCUCAUCUCAUGCUGGGCUAUAUACUGCAGGUGCUGCCGGACUUGCAGCUUACAGCCUAGCCCACCACAACGCACACCACACGCACAACCACAACCAUACCCACUCUAUGCCUGGAGGCUUCCCUGGAGAGCAUUACGGCAGCUACGGUUCAUCACCUGGAACCUUGAUGUCCGGCGGCAUGGCGCAGCGACACGAACACAAAGGGCCCGUGUCCAAGUUCGCAGACUGGUGGAAGAACUAUGACGACGUGCGGAAGAUGGAAGAGUACACCGAGUACAUUGGCGUCUGCAAGUAUUGCUUUGAUCCGCGAUCUUCACCCAUGGACGCGCCUCGACCUCAUCAUUACAAUCGAAGGAAACGCUCGGGUGAGCUUCGCCCAUCUGGAAUCAAGGAGAAGCAUUCCCGCUAUGGACUGAAUGAGAAGGCUUCGCGAACGUCACUCUCUGGCGAUGAGAGACGAGACAAACGCAAGAGCAAUAGCAGCUCUGCGGCUGGCUGGAUCGCAGCGGGCUUGGGUGGCGUCGGUCUUGCAAAGGCUGGACAGGCACUCUUCAACCAGCGGAACGAUUUUGACGACACCUACAGCAUCAAAUCUGGCCGCGACCCGCGUUCACGAACAUCACGCCGAAGUCGAAGCCGGUCUCGAGAGAGUAAGCAUUACUCUUAUGGCCGAUCGGGGAUCCGACACAGAAGCCCAUCGGAAGAUCGCAUAUCAUAUAUGUCUACGGGAAUCACGGGAAAUCGCAAAGAUCGCAGAGACUACAAGGUUGUCCAGCACCGUUCACAUUCGCGGUCACGGUCCCACUCGCGAGAUCGCAAAUCUGGUAUCCUAGGCGCUGCACUCGGUGCUGGCCUGGCAGCGUCAGCUGUUGGCGCUUCUCGGAAGAAGCAUCAUAGCCGAAGCCGCAGCCGCUCUCACUCACCACAGAAUGCGUUUGUUCACCAUCGUCGGGAUAGCAGUGAUCGCGAACGGAGAUACUCGAAGAACCAACGCUUGAAGAGCAAGUCAUCUCGGAGCUCGGUCAGCGGUGCUUCCUUCGUUGAAGUUUCCAGACCCCAUCAAUCGCAAGGAGGCUUUCUGGGAGGUUUCUUCGCCGCCGCUCCGCCCAAGGAAAAAUCAAAGGAGAAGAAGCGGAAAACUCACAGCCAAUCCAAGAAAAAGAAGGGUUUCUUCAACUUCGGAAAUGCAUCAUCAUCAUCUUCCGAUUCCGACAUCGCGUUCGGCGAGGGAUUCGUCAGGCGCAAGAAGCGUCUCGAAAAGCGUCCCUCGCGACGAAGUUCCGACGAAAAGCUCAAUGCCACUCUGAUCGGGCUAGGUGCGACCGCCGCCGCGAUUGCUGCAGCAAAAGCCGGACGCAGCAGUGGCCGACAUCGCCCUGAAGUUGUUGCCGUUCGCGAGAACCGACAUCAAACCCAAAGCAGAUAUCGACGCCAGUCUGGAGGCUCUCGUUACGGCAACGUAGAUGCGGAUGGCUGGGAGGAUCUUCCGGACGAUGACACAACCGAUUCAGGAAGCAUCAGCUCGGGCCUUGCCUUUGGCGACCAUGACCUAUACAAGACUAAGAGUAGGGAGUCUCUCAACUCGAAUGGUUCAGGUACUAGCAAGUGGGGCUGGCGAUGGGGCAGUAAGAAGGAGAAGAAAAAGCCUUCCACUGAAAGCUUGUACAACGCUAACGCCAACAAUUCGCUCAUCGGUCCUGCCGCAGUCGGUGCUGUGGCUGGAACAGCAAUCGGCGCUGGCCUUCAUCGACAGGACAGCAGCGCCAGCAGCAUCCCUUCGCUCCAGAAUGUCGUCCCAGUCCAGGCAACCGCUGAUCCCAAUUCGUUCGAUGCCAGACGGACAAACUCUCUGCCCACGCCACAACCACUCCUAACUUCCCAAUCUGGCCCAACGACCAUUCAGCAUCCACAGCCUAUGCAGCAGGUACCUGGAGCUAUGUACUCCACGCAAGCGCCACCUGAACCUGGCUACAUUGUUCCCAGUGGCCCUCCAGUCUUUUCGCAGCCUCCUUAUCCCACUGCUUUCGACUCUCCGCAGCAUCCGGCUCCACCUCGUCGUGCCAACUCGUCUCCCGUACAGUCAUCCUCUUGGAAGCGUGAUGCUGCUCUCGCCGCCGCUGCCGGUGGACUCGCUGGCGCCGCAAUAUCUUCUAUGAAGAAUAAGGAUCGGCCUUCUCGACCUUCCAGCUCUCAAUCAAACGUACGCUUUGGCUUCACCGAGGAACAAGCGCACAAGGAGCGCCAGCGCCUCAAGGAUAUUGAACGCGACGAGGAAGAUGAGCGACGCCGCCGUCUUGAUGAAACAGAACGCAGAGAACAAGAGCGUCGCAAGCUUGAGCUCCAACGCCAGCAGGAAGAGGCGAGAAAGUACCAGGAGGCCGAGCAAUUGGCCAAGCUGGAGAUCGAGCGCCGCGAGGCUGAACGCCGUCGUGAGCACGAGGCGAAAGAGCGCCGCGAACAAGAAGAACGUAUUGCUCGCCGGGCCAGGGAGAAGGCCGAGGAACAAGAGCGCCGUGAACAUGAAGCUCGUAUUGCCGAGCAACGGAGGCACGAACUUGAGCUCGAAGAAGAGCAGAAGCACCGGGAACGCCUCGAGCAGGAACGUCGCAUGGCAGAGCAACGUAAGCGUGACAUCGAAUUCGAACAAGAGCUUGAACAAAAGCGACGAGAACGCCGGGAGCUGGAUCAACGUGUAGCUGAGCAACGAGAGGCUGAGCAGCGCGAAGCCGAGAUUCAGCAAGACCUGGAGCGCAGGCGGCGAGAACGCGAGGCAGAAGAGUAUUCUAGCCGCUACGAAAGUGAUCGAGACCGCCGCACGAUUGAGCAGCAACGCACUGGAAGCUCUGUUACUAGCGACGUUCGGCGCAAAGAACAAGAGCUCGAAGACCGGGAGCGAGACAUUGUUCAGCCAGAUGUUUGGAAGAAGCCUGCCGCUGUUGCCACUGCUGCUGUAGCCGCUGCCGCGAUUACGAGCGCUGCUAUAUCAUCCUCGAAGCACGACGAUCGCCGCACCAAGAAGGAGGCAUCGUCCAAGUACGAUAAGUACGAUGACCGCCGCACGAAGGAGGUGGAGCCGUCUUCUGUCAAGACAGUAGAGCCGGCUGCGGUCAAAACAAUUGCACCCAGCAUGAUUGCGCAGGACUACGCCGAUGAUGAUAUCUUCAACCCUGACAUCUUCAAGAAAAGGAGAGCUUCUCCCAUUCGGCAGCCGGGCAGCGCACAAGAGGUUCUUCAAGAAUGGGAAGAUCGAUACACACACGAACAGGUGUCCCAGGCGGACUUCUUCGCGCCGAAGGAAUUGCUUGACAAGACGGCAGCUCCUGUGGCCAAAGUUGACCCGAACGAAGGUGCUCCUGAUCUUCUUGUCUACCAAGCCCACGACGACCAUGAUUAUGGCCCACCACGCCGCCCGCCUUAUCCUACUUCGUAUUCGUUCACCGCCACCAAAGACGGUCGUGGCCCAGCAAACCCACCUUAUCCUGUCCCUGAGCUCAAUCUUAUUCAGCCAACCCCCCCUGGAAGUCGAGCGCCUACACCACGCGUCGUCUCUGUCCCAGCUUCACCUGCUAUGGAGCCUGUCCCAGAGCCGACUAAAGAAGAUACCAAACAGGAAGAAGCGAAUCGCCGGGGCUCAAGGGUCAGUUGGGGCGCGAAUCAGUUCCACAACUACGAAGUUCCCACACCAGACUCUAUCCGCGAGAACUUUGUGUCUGAUCAUGACCUUGACAAGUACACAAAACAAUCCCAGGACAAGAUCUACGUCGAGGCUGACUCUCCCAAAUCUGGGCGGAAGACAACAACUUAUGAACCAAAACUCCCCGAGCCCGAGGUUCCUGCCAGCACGCAGUACGUCCCCGGCCAGGACAACGAUGAUUGGGCCGGUACGAUGUCAAAGAAGGUCAGCAAGAAGGACAAGAAGAAGGCCAAAGCAGCUGCAGCGGCAGCGGCAGCGGCGGCAACAGUUGUGACAACUGCUGCACUCGCUUCACGGGAUGACGAUAGACAUAUCCGUGCUCGCGACGACGCUGACAACGUGUCUAUCAUGACCGACCCUUUCGCUGACAAGUACGCUGCAUCCACUGUAUCUGCUGCACCUUCGACUAUGAGCUCUUGGUCGACUCCAUUCCCCGAGUCUGCCUCUGAUGUCACCGUUGUACCGGCCAAGCCAACGAGGUCGAUCCAGGGUGAGCUCAUUUCUGACCCCGAGCCCAUGCACAUGCCUGGCGGCUUCGACGACUCGUCUGCGCCAACCACGGAAGCGCCCACGGAAGACGAGUGGACCGCUCCCAGCAAGAAGGGCAAGAAAGGUAAGAAGUCGAAGAGUACUGACGAGGACACCUUCGCCCUCUCAGAACCACCGAGAACGAUUGAACAGAUCCGAGAGCCUGAACCGGAGCCCGUAAGGGAAGUCAUAAUUGAACCCGAGACCAAGUCGAGCAAGAAGGACAAGAAGAAGAAAAAAAAGUCCACGAGCGCUGACGAAGUCCCUUUCGCUCAAGAUGCGCGAACAGCGGUCGUUCCAGAGCCUGAGCCAGUGAUUGUUGAGGAACGCAGACCAGAACCGGAGACGCUCGUAGAAGAUGACUCGGCUGCUCCUUCUAAGCUCAGUAAGAACGAUAAGAACAAUAAGUCAAAGGGUGCAGUAGAUGAGUUCUUCGAUCAAGCCUCGUCUAGCACGUUUGACUCGCGCGCUGUUGCUGAGCCUGAAUAUGCCAGAGAACAGUUACCGGAGCCGAAGCCGGAGCCUGAAAAGCCAAUGGAAGACGAGGGUGCCGCGUAUGCUAGGCUUAGCAAGAAGGACAAGAAGAAAGCCAAGAAGGCGGCAAAGAAAGGCACCGCCGACAGUUUCGAUGAUACCGAGUCGAGCCAACCUUCCACCCCAGUUCUCGAACGUGAUCCGAGAGAUAUUGAGCCAACCUUCACACCCGGUACCUCACCGGACGAACCCCGCAGUAAUGGCACUUCCGCUAAUGCCACCAAUGCGGCCAUGGCCGGUGGUUUCGCCGCACUCGUAGGUGCUGCAAUGAAGCAGGACCAAGAUCGUAUUACGUCAGACUUUGAGCACGCACGCGAAAGCAUGGAAUACGCACGUGCUCUUCCAAGCACAGCAUUUCACGAUGUAGAAGAGCUCGGCGACGUCAAGACACCGAAGAAACAGAAGAGAGUAUCGAGUGGCAGGUGGUCCCCAUCCAUCGGAUCUCCACUACGCUCGGAGGUCCAGUACAAAGACUAUGUUGGGUCCAUUGCGGACCCUUCCAAUUCCCGAGCUGCUACGGAAUCGUCGAAAUCCCCUCCUAGGGAUCUUGGUUUGAGCCAUGUAUUCCCCUCGACGAUCCGAGAUGCUCAUGCUUCUGGACAUUACGCACCGGACGAUCCUGUUCAGCCCAACUCUGCCGACCGUGAUUCUGACGAGUUCUUCUCGGCCGGCUCAGAUGAGCAACAGCCGGCCAAGGAUAAAACCCCACCAGCGGAUAAGUUCUCCGAUCGUGAGAAGACAUAUAUGGUAUCGCCGCCCAAGACUUACGACGAUGAUUUGGAACGUGAAGAGCGACGCCAUGUUCGCUAUGAGACCCGCUCCCGCUCACAGAGUCGUGAUCGUGGCUAUGAGCUGGACAAGGGUGACUCACCAAACAAACGAAGACAUCACCGUCGACGCGAGACUGACGAACGGUCCGACGACUGGGACUCCCGAUCUGUAAUCUCUGAAGCUCGAUCAGAAGCAACUAGUGAACGUCGCCGCAAGCACAGGCACCGGGAAGGCGAGCGCACUCGUUCACCCGAAGAAUACCGUCGUUCAUCCGCCCGAUCCGAGCCGGGUGACCUCGAGAACGAGCGCAAAUCCUCCCGCCGCCGAUCGAAACGGGAUGAUGAUGACAACAUGUCCGUGUCUUCAGCGCCACGCUACGAUGAGGAGAAAUCCUCGACGAAGGACAAAGAGAAGCGAUCAUCGGGGCUUUUUGGUUUAUUCAGCAGAUCGAAGGAGAACCUGGCGGACACUAGCAAAUCCUCCAAGCCGAGGGAGGAUGAAGACGCCGGUGAGCGUAGGCGCCGCAGGAAGAAGCAUAGGGAGGGCUCGGCAUACGGCUCGGAUGACGAUGAUGCGCGAUCGACCAUCUCGUCUUCCAGUCGCCGUGAGAAGCGUAGGAGUCGCACCGACGGCUGGGAAGAAAAGGUAUAGCACACUUUUAACUUGUUGUACUAUUUUCCAUCAUGUAUUAUAGACGUU
Molecule: messenger RNA, 7030 nt
Organism: Paraphaeosphaeria sporulosa
Lineage: Eukaryota; Fungi; Ascomycota; Dothideomycetes; Pleosporales; Didymosphaeriaceae
Exons: 1
Coding region: 116-6982 (2288 amino acids)
Source: RefSeq, a predicted model, not a curated record